AUGCUCACCCCUAUUCCUCCUCACUCUAGCACCUUCGCCACGCUCACCCCUAUUCCUCCUCACUCUAGCACCUUCGCCACGCUCACCCCUGUUCCUCCUCACUCUAGAACCUUCGCCACGCUCACCCCUAUUCCUCCUCACUCUAGCACCUUCGUAAUGCUCACCCCUAUUCCUCCUCACUCUAGCACCGUCGUCAUGCUCACCCCUAUUCCUCCUCACUCUAGCACCUUCGCCACCCUCACCCCUAGUCCCCCUCACUCUAGCACCUUCGCCACGCUCACCCCUAGUCCUCCUCCCUCUAGCACCAUCGCCACGCUCACCCCUAUUCCUCCUCACUCUAGCACCUUCGCCACGCUCACCCCUAUUCCUCCUCACUCUAGCACCUUCGCCACGCUCACCCCUAUUCCUCCUCACUCUAGCACCUUCGCCACCCUCACCCCUAUUCCUCCUCACUCUAGCACCUUCGCCACGCUCACCCCUAUUCCUCCUCACUCUAGCACCUUCGCCACACUCACCCCUAUUCCUCCUCACUCUAGCACCUUCGUAAUGCUCACCCCUAUUCCUCCUCACUCUAGCACCUUCGUAAUGCUCACUCCUAUUCCUCCUCACUCUAGCACCUUCGCCACGCUCACCCCUAUUCCUCCUCACUCUAGCACCUUCGCCACGCUCACCCUUAUCCCUCCUCACUCUAGCACCUUCGCCACGCUCACCCCUAUACCUCCUCACUCUAGCACCUUCGCCACGCUCACUCCUACUCCUCCUCACUCUAGCACCUUCGCCACACUCACCCCUAUUCCCCCUCACUCUAGCACCUUCGCCACGCUCACCCCUAUUCCUCCUCACUCUAGCACAUUCGCCACGCUCACCCCUAUUCCUCCUCACUUUAGCACCUUCGCAACGCUCACCCCUAUUCCUCCUCACUCUAGCACCUUCGCCACGCUCACCCCUAUUCCUCCUCACUCUAGCACCUUCGCCACGCUCACCCCUAUUCCCUCUCACUCUAGCACCUUCGCCACGCUCACCCCUAUUCCUCCUCACUCUAGCACCUUCGCCACGCUCACCCCUAUUCCCCCUCACUCUAGCACCUUCGCCACGCUCACCCCUAUUCCUCCUCACUCUAGCACCUUCGCCACGCUCACCCCUAUUACUCCUCACUCUAGCACCUUCGCAACGCUCACCCCUAUUCCUCCUCACUCUAGCACCUUCGCCACGCUCACCCCUAUUCCCUCUCACUCUAGCACCUUCGCCACGCUCACCCCUAUUCCUCCUCACUCUAGCACCUUCGCCACGCUCACCCCUAUUCCUCCUCACUCUAGCACCUUCGCCACGCUCACCCCUAUUCCCCCUCACUCUAGCACCUUCGCCACGCUCACCCCUAUUCCUCCUCACUCUAGCACCUUCGCCACGCUCACCCCUAUUCCUCCUCACUCUAGCACCUUCGCCACGCUCACCCCUAUUCCCUCUCACUCUAGCACCUUCGCCACGCUCACCCCUAUUCCUCCUCACUCUAGCACCUUCGCCACGCUCACCCCUAUUCCCCCUCACUCUAGCACCUUCGCCACGCUCACCCCUAUUCCUCCUCACUCUAGCACCUUCGCCACGCUCACCCCUAUUCCUCCUCACUCUAGCACCUUCGCCACGCUCACCCCUAUUCCUCCUCACUCUAGCACCUUCGCCACGCUCACCCCUAUUCCUCCUCACUCUAGCACCUUCGCCAACCUCACCCCUAUUCCUCCUCACUCUAGCACCUUCGCCACGCUCACCCCUAUUCCUCCUCACUCUAGCACCUUCGCCACGCUCACCCCUAGUCCCCCUCACUCUAGCACCUUCGCAACGCUCACCCCUAGUCCUCCUCACUCUAGGACCUUCGCCACGCUCACCCCUAUUCCUCCUCACUCUAGCACCUUCGCCACGCUCACCCCUAUUCCUCCUCACUCAAGAACAUUUGCCAGGCUCACCCCUAUUCCUCCUCACUCUAGCACCUUCGCCACCCUCAUCCCUAUUCCUCCUCACUCUAGCACCUUCGCCACGCUCACCCCUAUUCCUCCUCACUCUAGCACCAUCGCCACGCUCACCCCUAUUCCUCCUCACUCUAGCACCUUCGCCACGCUCACCCCUAUUCCUCCUCACUCUAGAACCUUCGCCACGCUCACCCCUAUUCCUCCUCACUCUAGCACCUUCGUCACGCUCACCCCUAUUCCUCCUCACUCUAGCACCUUCGUAAUGCUCACCCCUAUUCCUCCUCACUCUAGCACCUUCGCCACCCUCACCCCUAGUCCCCCUCACUCUAGCACCUUCGCCACGCUCACCCCUAGUCCUCCUCACUCUAGCACCAUCGCCACGCUCACCCCUAUUCCUCCUCACUCUAGCACCUUCGCCACGCUCACCCCUAUUCCUCCUCACUCUAGAACCUUCGCCACGCUCACCCCUAUUCCUCCUCACUCUAGCACCUUCGCCACCCUCACCCCUAUUCCUCCUCACUCUAGCACCUUCGCCACGCUCACCCCUGUUCCUCCUCACUCUAGCACCUUCGCCACGCUCACCCCUAUUCCUCCUCACUCUAGCACCUUCGCCACGCUCACCCCUAUUCCUCCUCACUCUAGCACCUUCGCCACACUCACCCCUAUUCCUCCUCACUCUAGCACCUUCGCAACGCUCACCCCUAUUCCUCCUCACUCUAGCACCUUCGCCACGCUCACCCCUAUUCCUCCUCACUCUAGCACCUUCGCCACGCUCACCCCUAUUCCUCCUCACUCUAGCACCUUCGCCACGCUCACCCCUAUUCCUCCUCACUCUAGCACCUUCGCCACCCUCACCCCUAUUCCUCCUCACUCUAGCACCUUCGCCACGCUCACCCCUAUUCCUCCUCACUCUAGCACCUUCGCCACACUCACCCCUAUUCCUCCUCACUCUAGCACCUUCGUAAUGCUCACCCCUAUUCCUCCUCACUCUAGCACCUUCGUAAUGCUCACUCCUAUUCCUCCUCACUCUAGCACCUUCGCCACGCUCACCCCUAUUCCUCCUCACUCUAGCACCUUCGCCACGCUCACCCUUAUCCCUCCUCACUCUAGCACCUUCGCCACGCUCACCCCUAUACCUCCUCACUCUAGCACCUUCGCCACGCUCACUCCUACUCCUCCUCACUCUAGCACCUUCGCCACACUCACCCCUAUUCCCCCUCACUCUAGCACCUUCGCCACGCUCACCCCUAUUCCUCCUCACUCUAGCACAUUCGCCACGCUCACCCCUAUUCCUCCUCACUUUAGCACCUUCGCAACGCUCACCCCUAUUCCUCCUCACUCUAGCACCUUCGCCACGCUCACCCCUAUUCCUCCUCACUCUAGCACCUUCGCCACGCUCACCCCUAUUCCCUCUCACUCUAGCACCUUCGCCACGCUCACCCCUAUUCCUCCUCACUCUAGCACCUUCGCCACGCUCACCCCUAUUCCCCCUCACUCUAGCACCUUCGCCACGCUCACCCCUAUUCCUCCUCACUCUAGCACCUUCGCCACGCUCACCCCUAUUACUCCUCACUCUAGCACCUUCGCAACGCUCACCCCUAUUCCUCCUCACUCUAGCACCUUCGCCACGCUCACCCCUAUUCCCUCUCACUCUAGCACCUUCGCCACGCUCACCCCUAUUCCUCCUCACUCUAGCACCUUCGCCACGCUCACCCCUAUUCCUCCUCACUCUAGCACCUUCGCCACGCUCACCCCUAUUCCCCCUCACUCUAGCACCUUCGCCACGCUCACCCCUAUUCCUCCUCACUCUAGCACCUUCGCCACGCUCACCCCUAUUCCUCCUCACUCUAGCACCUUCGCCACGCUCACCCCUAUUCCCUCUCACUCUAGCACCUUCGCCACGCUCACCCCUAUUCCUCCUCACUCUAGCACCUUCGCCACGCUCACCCCUAUUCCCCCUCACUCUAGCACCUUCGCCACGCUCACCCCUAUUCCUCCUCACUCUAGCACCUUCGCCACGCUCACCCCUAUUCCUCCUCACUCUAGCACCUUCGCCACGCUCACCCCUAUUCCUCCUCACUCUAGCACCUUCGCCACGCUCACCCCUAUUCCUCCUCACUCUAGCACCUUCGCCAACCUCACCCCUAUUCCUCCUCACUCUAGCACCUUCGCCACGCUCACCCCUAUUCCUCCUCACUCUAGCACCUUCGCCACGCUCACCCCUAGUCCCCCUCACUCUAGCACCUUCGCAACGCUCACCCCUAGUCCUCCUCACUCUAGGACCUUCGCCACGCUCACCCCUAUUCCUCCUCACUCUAGCACCUUCGCCACGCUCACCCCUAUUCCUCCUCACUCAAGAACAUUUGCCAGGCUCACCCCUAUUCCUCCUCACUCUAGCACCUUCGCCACCCUCAUCCCUAUUCCUCCUCACUCUAGCACCUUCGCCACGCUCACCCCUAUUCCUCCUCACUCUAGCACCUUCGCCACACUCACCCCUAUUCCUCCUCACUCUAGCACCUUCGUAAUGCUCACUCCUAUUCCUCCUCACUCUAGCACCUUCGCCACGCUCACCCCUAUUCCACCUCACUCUAGCACCUUCGCCACGCUCACCCCUAUUCCUCCUCACUCUAGCACCUUCGCCACGCUCACCCCUAUUCCUCCUCACUCUAGCACCUUCGCCACGCUCACCCCUAUUCCCUCUCACUCUAGCACCUUCGCCACGCUCACCCCUAUUCCUCCUCACUCUAGCACCUUCGCCACGCUCACCCCUAUUCCUCCUCACCCUAGCACCUUCGCCACGCUCACCCGUAUUCCCCCUCACUCUAGCACCUUCGCCACGCUCACCCCUAGUCCUCCUCACUCUAGCACCUUCGCCACGCUCACCCCUAGUCCUCCUCACUCUAGCACCUUCGCCACGCUCACCCCUAGUCCUCCUCACUCUAGCACCUUCGUAAUGCUCACCCCUAUUCCUCCUCACUCUAGCACCUUCGCCACGCUCACCCCUAUUCCUCCUCACUCUAGCACCUUCGCCACCCUCACCCCUAUUCCUCCUCACUCUAGCACCUUCGCCACGCUCACCCCUAUUCCUCCUCACUCUAGCACCUUCGCCACGCUCACCCCUAUUCCUCCUCACUCUAGCACCUUCGCCACGCUCACCCCUAUUCCCCCUCACUCUAGCACCUUCGCCACCCUCACCCCUAUUCCUCCUUACUCUAGCACCUUCGCCACGCUCACCCCUAGUCCUCCUCACUCUAGCACCUUCGCCACGCUCACCCCUAGUCCUCCUCACUCUAGCACCUUCGUAAUGCUCACCCCUAUUCCUCCUCACUCUAGCACCUUCGCCACGCUCACCCCUAUUCCCUCUCACUCUAGCACCUUCGCCACGCUCACCCCUAUUCCUCCUCACUCUAGCACCUUCGCCACGCUCACCCCUAUUCCUCCUCACUCUAGCACCUUCGCCACGCUCACCCCUGUUCCUCCUCACUCUAGAACCUUCGCCACGCUCACCCCUAUUCCUCCUCACUCUAGCACCUUCGUAAUGCUCACCCCUAUUCCUCCUCACUCUAGCACCGUCGUAAUGCUCACCCCUAUUCCUCCUCACUCUAGCACCUUCGCCACCCUCACCCCUAGUCCCCCUCACUCUAGCACCUUCGCCACGCUCACCCCUAGUCCUCCUCACUCUAGCACCAUCGCCACGCUCACCCCUAUUCCUCCUCACUCUAGCACCUUCGCCACGCUCACCCCUAUUCCUUCUCACUCUAGAACCUUCGCCACGCUCACCCCUAUUCCUCCUCACUCUAGCACCUUCGCCACCCUCACCCCUAUUCCUCCUCACUCUAGCACCUGCGCCACGCUCACCCCUAUUCCUCCUCACUCUAGCACCUUCGCCACACUCACCCCUAUUCCUCCUCACUCUAGCACCUUCCACCUUCGCCACGCUCACCCUUAUCCUCCUCACUCUAGCACCUUCGCCACGCUCACCCCUAUACCUCCUCACUCUAGCACCUUCGCCACACUCACCCCUAUUCCCCCUCACUCUAGCACCUUCGCCACGCUCACCCCUAUUCCUCCUCACUCUAGCACAUUCGCCACGCUCACCCCUAUUCCUCCUCACUCUUGCACCUUCGCAACGCUCACCCCUAUUCCUCCUCACUCUAGCACCUUCACCACGCUCACCCCUAUUCCUCCUCACUCUAGCACCUUCGCCACGCAAACCCCUAUUCCCUCUCACUCUAGCACCUUCGCCACGCUCACCCCUAUUCCUCCUCACUCUAGCACCUUCGCCACGCUCACCCCUAUCCCCCCUCACUCUAGCACCUUCGCCACGCUCACCCCUAUUCCUCCUCACUCUAGCACCUUCGCCACGCUCACCCCUAUUACUCCUCACUCUAGCACCUUCGCAACGCUCACCCCUAUUCCUCCUCACUCUAGCACCUUCGCCACGCUCACCCCUAUUCCCUCUCACUCUAGCACCUUCGCCACGCUCACCCCUAUUCCUCCUCACUCUAGCACCUUCGCCACGCUCACCCCUAUUCCUCCUCGCUCUAGCACCUUCGCCACGCUCACCCCUAUUCCCCCUCACUCUAGCACCUUCGCCACGCUCACCCCUAUUCCUCCUCACUCUAGCACCUUCGCCACGCUCACCCCUAUUCCUCCUCACUCUAGCACCUUCGCCACGCUCACCCCUAUUCCCCCUCACUCUAGCACCUUCGCCACGCUCACCCCUAUUCCUCCUCACUCUAGCACCUUCGCCACGCUCACCCCUAUUCCUCCUCACUCUAGCACCUUCGCCACGCUCACCCCUAUUCCUCCUCACUCUAGCACCUUCGCCACGCUCACCCCUACUCCUCACUCUAGCACCUUCGCCACGCUCACCCCUAUUCCUCCUCACUCUAGCACCUUCGCCAACCUCACCCCUAUUCCUCCUCACUCUAGCACCUUCGCCACGCUCACCCCUAUUCCUCCUCACUCUAGCACCUUCGCCACGCUCACCCCUAGUCCCCCUCACUCUAGCACCUUCGCAACGCUCACCCCUAGUCCUCCUCACUCUAGGACCUUCGCCACGCUCACCCCUAUUCCUCCUCACUCUAGCACCUUCGCCACGCUCACCCCUAUUCCUCCUCACUCAAGAACAUUUGCCAGGCUCACCCCUAUUCCUCCUCACUCUAGCACCUUCGCCACACUCACCCCUAUUCCUCCUCACUCUAGCACCUUCGCCACACUCACCCUUAUUCCUCCUCACUCUAGCACCUUCGCCACGCUCACCCCUAUUCCUCCUCACUCUAGCACCUUCGUCACGCUCACCCCUAUUCCUCCUCACUCUAGCACCUUCGUAAUGCUCACCCCUAUUCCUCCUCACUCUAGCACCUUCGCCACGCUCACCCCUAUUCCUCCUCACUCUAGCACCUUCGCCACGCUCACCCCUGUUCCUCCUCACUCUAGAACCUUCGCCACGCUCACCCCUAUUCCUCCUCACUCUAGCACCUUCGUAAUGCUCACCCCUAUUCCUCCUCACUCUAGCACCGUCGUAAUGCUCACCCCUAUUCCUCCUCACUCUAGCACCUUCGUAAUGCUCACCCCUAUUCCUCCUCACUCUAGCACCGUCGUAAUGCUCACCCCUAUUCCUCCUCACUCUAGCACCUUCGCCACCCUCACCCCUAGUCCCCCUCACUCUAGCACCAUCGCCACGCUCACCCCUAUUCCUCCUCACUCUUGCACCUUCGCAACGCUCACCCCUAUUCCUCCUCACUCUAGCACCUUCACCACGCUCACCCCUAUUCCUCCUCACUCUAGCACCUUCGCCACGCAAACCCCUAUUCCCUCUCACUCUAGCACCUUCGCCACGCUCACCCCUAUUCCUCCUCACUCUAGCACCUUCGCCACGCUCACCCCUAUCCCCCCUCACUCUAGCACCUUCGCCACGCUCACCCCUAUUCCUCCUCACUCUAGCACCUUCGCCACGCUCACCCCUAUUACUCCUCACUCUAGCAUCUUCGCAACGCUCACCCCUAUUCCUCCUCACUCUAGCACCUUCGCCACGCUCACCCCUAUUCCCUCUCACUCUAGCACCUUCGCCACGCUCACCCCUAUUCCUCCUCACUCUAGCACCUUCGCCACGCUCACCCCUAUUCCUCCUCGCUCUAGCACCUUCGCCACGCUCACCCCUAUUCCCCCUCACUCUAGCACCUUCGCCACGCUCACCCCUAUUCCUCCUCACUCUAGCACCUUCGCCACGCUCACCCCUAUUCCUCCUCACUCUAGCACCUUCGCCACGCUCACCCCUAUUCCCCCUCACUCUAGCACCUUCGCCACGCUCACCCCUAUUCCUCCUCACUCUAGCACCUUCGCCACGCUCACCCCUAUUCCUCCUCACUCUAGCACCUUCGCCACGCUCACCCCUAUUCCUCCUCACUCUAGCACCUUCGCCACGCUCACCCCUAUUCCUCCUCACUCUAGCACCUUCGCUACGCUCACCCCUAUUCCUCCUCACUCUAGCACCUUCGCCAACCUCACCCCUAUUCCUCCUCACUCUAGCACCUUCGCCACGCUCACCCCUAUUCCUCCUCACUCUAACACCUUCGCCACGCUCACCCCUAGUCCCCCUCACUCUAGCACCUUCGCAACGCUCACCCCUAGUCCUCCUCACUCUAGGACCUUCGCCACGCUCACCCCUAUUCCUCCUCACUCUAGCACCUUCGCCACGCUCACCCCUAUUCCUCCUCACUCAAGAACAUUUGCCAGGCUCACCCCUAUUCCUCCUCACUCUAGCACCUUCGCCACACUCACCCCUAUUCCUCCUCACUCUAGCACCUUCGCCACACUCACCCUUAUUCCUCCUCACUCUAGCACCUUCGCCACGCUCACCCCUAUUCCUCCUCACUCUAGCACCUUCGUCACGCUCACCCCUAUUCCUCCUCACUCUAGCACCUUCGUAAUGCUCACCCCUAUUCCUCCUCACUCUAGCACCUUCGCCACGCUCACCCCUAUUCCUCCUCACUCUAGCACCUUCGCCACGCUCACCCCUGUUCCUCCUCACUCUAGAACCUUCGCCACGCUCACCCCUAUUCCUCCUCACUCUAGCACCUUCGUAAUGCUCACCCCUAUUCCUCCUCACUCUAGCACCGUCGUAAUGCUCACCCCUAUUCCUCCUCACUCUAGCACCUUCGUAAUGCUCACCCCUAUUCCUCCUCACUCUAGCACCGUCGUAAUGCUCACCCCUAUUCCUCCUCACUCUAGCACCUUCGCCACCCUCACCCCUAGUCCCCCUCACUCUAGCACCAUCGCCACGCUCACCCCUAUUCCUCCUCACUCUAGCACCUUCGCCACGCUCACCCCUAUUCCUCCUCACUCUAGAACCUUCGCCACGCUCACCCCUAUUCCUCCUCACUCUAGCACCUUCGCCACCCUCACCCCUAUUCCUCCUCACUCUAGCACCUUCGCCACGCUCACCCCUGUUCCUCCUCACUCUAGCACCUUCGCCACGCUCACCCCUAUUCCUCCUCACUCUAGCACCUUCGCCACGCUCACCCCUAUUCCUCCUCACUCAAGAACAUUUGCCAGGCUCACCCCUAUUCCUCCUCACUCUAGCACCUUCGCCACACUCACCCCUAUUCCUCCUCACUCUAGCACCUUCGCCACACUCACCCUUAUUCCUCCUCACUCUAGCACCUUCGCCACGCUCACCCCUAUUCCUCCUCACUCUAGCACCUUCGUCACGCUCACCCCUAUUCCUCGUCACUCUAGCACCUUCGUAAUGCUCACCCCUAUUCCUCCUCACUCUAGCACCUUCGCCACGCUCACCCCUAUUCCUCCUCACUCUAGCACCUUCGCCACGCUCACCCCUGUUCCUCCUCACUCUAGAACCUUCGCCACGCUCACCCCUAUUCCUCCUCACUCUAGCACCUUCGUAAUGCUCACCCCUAUUCCUCCUCACUCUAGCACCGUCGUAAUGCUCACCCCUAUUCCUCCUCACUCUAGCACCUUCGUAAUGCUCACCCCUAUUCCUCCUCACUCUAGCACCGUCGUAAUGCUCACCCCUAUUCCUCCUCAGUCUAGCACCUUCGCCACCCUCACCCCUAGUCCCCCUCACUCUAGCACCAUCGCCACGCUCACCCCUAUUCCUCCUCACUCUAGCACCUUCGCCACGCUCACCCCUAUUCCUCCUCACUCUAGAACCUUCGCCACGCUCACCCCUAUUCCUCCUCACUCUAGCACCUUCGCCACCCUCACCCCUAUUCCUCCUCACUCUAGCACCUUCGCCACGCUCACCCCUGUUCCUCCUCACUCUAGCACCUUCGCCACGCUCACCCCUAUUCCUCCUCACUCUAGCACCUUCGCCACGCUCACCCCUAUUCCUCCUCACUCUAGCACCUUCGCCACACUCACCCCUAUUCCCCCUUACUCUAGCACCUUCGCCACGCUCACCCCUAUUCCCCCUCACUCUAGCACCUUCGCCACGCUCACCCCUAUUCCUCCUCACUCAAGCACCUUCGCCACGCUCACCCCUAUUCCAACUCACUCUAGCACCUUCGCCACUCACCCCUAUUCCUCCUCACUCUAG
Messenger RNA from Closterium sp. Naga37s-1, 10521 nucleotides. The record is from the annotation of a GenBank genome assembly. NCBI's taxonomy places the organism in Eukaryota, Viridiplantae, Streptophyta, Zygnematophyceae, Desmidiales, Closteriaceae.